AUGUCGACUUCCUCUGACCGAGAAUAUCUGCUUACUCUCGAAAGCGUUCGCGAACAAGCUCAGCAUGUCUACGAUGCAGCUGUCAAUGGUCGUCUCAACAACUUCAUCUACGAUGCAUCAAAGUUGGAUGCGGCCGCAGACUAUGUUGUCUCGCUGAUUCUGGUACGAAGAAUCUGGGAAUAUCCAAACACAUAUUCUAAUACUUCAGCANNGCGAGAUUGGCAACCAGACAUGUUCAGCAAGAUUCCUNNCCCUCACGGCAGGUGGCAACACUUCAAUGCAGGAGGUGUUUCUCGAAUAGAUCUAUUGAUCGAGCAAUGGAAGACUGGCGGCAUUGACGAGAUUGAGAUUGCCCGCCGAGUCAUCGAUAUCAUUGUGGUUUCUGUCCUCCUCGAUGCUGGAGCAGGUGACCACUGGACAUUCACAGAAGAGAAUGGUGUCAAGAUCGGCCGUAGUGAAGGUCUUGCAGUCGCCAGUCUCAGUGCCUUCAAUACAAGUAUUUUCGGCGAAUCUUGUGUGGAUGCUCGGUUGCUUGCAGAACUCGACUCAGGAAAGCUAGCCACUGCAAUGCAAAGUACAGAUUCAAAUCCACUUCUCGGGAUGGAAAGCCGAACUGAGCUGCUGCGACGACUUGGUCGGUCCCUGCUUUCCAACAAGAAGUUCUGCGUCGAUGAUAGUUGUAGACCUGGUCAUCUUAUCGGUAUGUCGCCAAUCCUCACUGGAAUCGAGUCAGAUACUGAUUCAUCUNNAGACUAUGUGCUGGAAAGCGGUUCCACUGGCGACGCCUUCGAUUUCAAAGUAUUGUGGAGUCUGCUACAGGAUCUUCUUAUCCCGACAUGGCCAGAAGGACGGACCACCGUAGCUGGAGCGGCCAUCGGUGAUGCUUGGCCACUCAAGGUACUUGCAAAUCGGAAGCAAGUCCUGCCUAUCCAGCCAUUUCACAAGCUUACACAGUGGCUUGCUUACUCUUUGACCUCGGCUAUACAGCGAUUGCUUUCAAAAGACUGGAUCAACAUGAAUAUCCUCACUGGUCUGCCUGAGUAUAGAAACGGCGGCUUGUUCCUUGACAUGCAGGUUUUGGUUCUGAAGCCCGAAGUGUUAAAAGCUGGCCUGAAGCAGAGCGGCAGAACACUACCUCAAUACGAUGCUGACGGAGAUGUGAUUGUGGAGUGGCGUGCAAUGACGGUUGUUCUAUUAGACAUCAUCGCGAAGAUGGUGAACGAAAAGAUUGCACAGAGAUGCGGUCCAGAUGUUUCGCCAUUGAGCCUAGCUCAAAUUCUGGAAGCUGGUACUUGGAAGGCUGGGAGGGAGCUGGCAAAACAGCACAGGGCGAGUCUGAAUGCAUGUAGUCCAAUACUAAUGUCUAGUGACGGAACUCUGUUCUGA
Molecule: messenger RNA, 1386 nt
Organism: Aureobasidium musti
Lineage: Eukaryota; Fungi; Ascomycota; Dothideomycetes; Dothideales; Saccotheciaceae
Source: the annotation of a GenBank genome assembly